GAGAGAACAAGCAUUUCUUCAUUUCUUUAGAAGGCCACUCCUGUUUUGAUUUGUCUCGUGAACUCACUCGUGACACCUCUUUUCUUUCACCAUCAUGUCUUUCACUGGCAAAUACGAGCUGGAGAGUCAAGAAAACUACGAAGAAUUCCUCAAAGCAAUCGGACUUCUCGGUGCAAAGACUGACAGCAAAGUCCACACAGAAGUUCUUCAGAAUGGGAAUGACUUCACAUGGACUCAAACCACCCCCAACUGGACUUGGUCUAACAAGUUCACCAUUGGUCAGGAAUGUGAGCUACAGACGAUGACAAAGUCCAAAUUCAAGGCCCUUGUCAGUAUGGAAGGUGGGAAGAUUUUGGUAAAUUUUCCACAAUACCUCUUCACAGCUGAGAUGGUGAACGAUAAGUUGGUCAUGAAUUGCAUCACCCCGGGAGAGAAGGGUGUGACUUUCACAAGAGUGAGUAAGAGGACAUCCGACUGCAAGACCCAGCACGCUUGAAUGGACGGUGCACAAAUGUAGUUUGACAUUUCAGUACAACACAAGACUGUAACACCAGCAUUUGUUUCAAUUAAAAAUACUUCACUCCUUUUGACUUUC
Messenger RNA from Syngnathus typhle (broad-nosed pipefish), 595 nucleotides. RefSeq names its product gastrotropin-like. Gene Ontology annotation, molecular function: fatty acid binding. Lineage: Eukaryota; Metazoa; Chordata; Actinopteri; Syngnathiformes; Syngnathidae. The record is from RefSeq and is a predicted model, not a curated record. The transcript is spliced from 4 exons. Gene Ontology annotation, biological process: fatty acid transport. Bases 95 to 496 code for a protein of 133 amino acids. Gene Ontology annotation, cellular component: nucleus; cytosol.